Passer montanus (Eurasian tree sparrow) is the source of this 846-nucleotide messenger RNA. Its product is annotated as maestro heat-like repeat-containing protein family member 1. The transcript is spliced from 8 exons. Gene Ontology annotation, cellular component: cytoplasm. The record is from RefSeq and is a predicted model, not a curated record. The annotation marks the transcript as partial. NCBI's taxonomy places the organism in Eukaryota, Metazoa, Chordata, Aves, Passeriformes, Passeridae.
AUGGGGGCCUCCUUCGAGACCCUGAGCCUGCAGUGGGCCCAGAGCCGGGAGGGGGAGGUGGGAUUAUUGGGAGGGAGCCGCCUUCGAGACUCUGAGCCUGCAGUGGGCCCAGAGCCGGGAGGGGGAGCCGCCUUCGAGACCCUGAGCCUGCAGUGGGCCCAGAGCCGGGAGGGGAAGGUGCGCCUGGCCGUGCUGGAGGCGCUGGGCCCCAUGAGCGCCCUGCUGGCCCCGGAGCAGCUGCAGGAGCAGCUCCCGAGGCUGCUGCCCGCCGUGCUGGGGCUCUACAGGAGGCACCCGGAGCCCUUCCCCAUCUCCAAGAGCCUGUGCCAGCUGCUGGAGGCGUGGGCGGCGCGGGGCAGCCGCGCGCUGGAGCCGCACCUGGAGCCGCUGCUGGGGGCGCUGCUGGCCCAGAUGUGUGCUCCAGCUGAUCCCAACAUCCCCACGAGCAGCAAGAACCACACGGAGCUGCUGCGCUGCUUCUCCGUCCUGGCGGGUCCGUUCCCGGAGCGCCUGGUGCAGUGGCUGCUGCCGCGCCUGGAGAGCGGCCCCGAGCGGCACCGCCAGGGGGCGCUGCUGCUGCUGCGCCACCUCCUCAACAGCAACCGUGAGCGCCGGGUGAGGCGUGCCCUGGUGCAGCUGAUCAGUGCCCUGGCCCACCACGGGCACCUGCAGCAGCCGGGGGCCGAGGCUCUGCUGGAGUUCCUGGUGCACCAGUGCGCCCUGCCCUCGGACAAGCCCCCCGGAAUUCCAGAGGAAAAUCCCGAGGAUCCCACGAGCGACGACGUGCGGAGCGUCAGCGUCAGCACCCUGCUCCUGCUCAGCAGCACCGUGCCUGGGAUCACCCAC